Messenger RNA from Varroa destructor (honeybee mite), 5617 nucleotides. RefSeq lists its product as uncharacterized. Gene Ontology annotation, molecular function: DNA-binding transcription factor activity, RNA polymerase II-specific; RNA polymerase II cis-regulatory region sequence-specific DNA binding. The record is from RefSeq and is a predicted model, not a curated record. Gene Ontology annotation, biological process: regulation of transcription by RNA polymerase II. Lineage: Eukaryota; Metazoa; Arthropoda; Arachnida; Mesostigmata; Varroidae.
UCAUCGCCAGCACUAGCAUACCCGAAUAUUACAUAGCCCCCAGUCAGGCUAACGGCGUAGCAUACUCAUAGUUUGCUGCCGUGGCAGCAACAGCAGCAGCAGCUGCAUAGCGGACAGACAGGCAGAGAGUCGGACACACGGACGGACCGACGAAGGGACAGGCCGCCAGUGACUGCCAGCGCCUCGCCCGCUGCAAGCCACACAAGCCAAGCACGACCCAGCCCAAUAGCGGGCGGGCUACUGGUACCAUCACAACUACAGCAGCAGCAGGACGGCGGCUGCAGCAGCAGCAGCUGAAGGGGACGGACAACUUCGGAAGAGGGAGUGCUCGUUCACUCGUGCCAGAGUCUACGAUUCGUGUGCUGAUUCGUGUGUUGCGAAUUCGGUGUUCCAUCCUAUAGCUAUUACUACCACCGCGACUAGGACGGCGAUAACAACAACGCCAGCGCAAAAGACUUUCCACUUAUGAAUUUCUUAACGUAUUUUGCCAGUUGACCGAAGUGGCUGGUAAACUAUUGUAAAUGUGCCGACCCCACUUGGCUACCCGUUGUCGACGUCGUCCCUCGUUGGAACUGGAAAGUCUGUCUGUUUGUUUAUUUGCGUGUGUGUGUGUGCACUGCUGGAGCUAGUUUGUCUGAUGGCACUCACUCGGCCGAACUCAGCUCGUGCUAACUAUUUACCCUUUAUGUGUGAACAACAUCUUCGUGCUACUGUCGCAAGUUCGUACCGCCUGUAGCCGGCAGAGCGGAGAGCGAAAUACGUAUGGUAGCACGCAAAUGCCAACAUUUGCAAGAAUACCGUAAUAACAAUAAAACAAAUUAUAAAACAUGAAUGAAGAUCAAGCGCAGGCUACAGCGCAAGCUGUUCAGACGGCAGCUGGUCAUCAGCAGACUGUAGCUGAUGUUCAAAAUGCCCAGUUGCAGGCACUAAUUCAAAACGCGGCUGCCAACGGAGCUCAGAUCGUCAAUAGUCAAGGCCUAACAUACAAUGUGCUUGGAGCGGGUGCCGCUGGAGUCGGUGCUCAAAUCCAGAAUAUACAGAUCGAUGGGCAGGAAGCAAUCUUCAUCCCGGCAGCACUUACCGGCGGCGCCACCCAUCAGGUCGCUCAGGCCGCCGGACAAAUCGUUCGACCCGCAGGCGGCAGUCCACAGACGGCCACAGCCACAGCCUAUCAAAAUGUCACCAUCCGAAACGGUAAUACGAUUCAGACAAUCCAAGUGCCGGUUGCCGCUCCGGCCGUUCAACAGACAACGGUCGUCCCGAUGCAGGUUCCGGUGCCGACAGCGAGCGGUCAGACUCUUUAUCAGACAAUACACGUACCGAUACAGAGCAUCGGUGGCGUUGGUGGACUCGGGCUGGGCAGUGUGGCGACAGGGGUUGGAAUGGGCGGGGUUGCUCAGGUAGCUGGAAUGCUUGCUCACGCUGGACAACCAGUCGCGUUGCAGCAGCUUGCGGGCUUGACAGCUGCAGCACCCCAGGCGCAGAUCGCCCAGAUUCAGGUCCAACAGCAACAGUCCAGCCCAACGACACCAAGUUCAGUUGGAGCGACAGUGAGCACGGCGAACGGCAGCACGGCGGCGGCGGCGGCAGCUGCGAGUCAGACACAGGCAGUACAGACCGUAGCGAGCGUAGCGGGCGUUCAACCUGUUACACAGGUACAGCAGGUCGCCAAUGUUCAAUCGAUGCAGCAAUGGGCUGCAGAUGCAGCAACAGCGGCCGCUUUGGCUCAGGCUCAGGCUCAGGCUCAAGCUGCGCAGGUGGCAGUUCAUCAACAGCAUCCGACGGUUGCUCUUCAAUUGCCAAAUGGUCAGAUCGUCCAGGGUCAGCAGGUCAACUUGGCCGGCGGUGCAACAAUGGUCUACCCCGGUGGUGGCGGAAUGAAUAUGGCCGCUGCUGCUCAAUUGGCAGCUGCGGGACUCCGGUCGCCAGGUGUAAUCCAGCUGGCGAAUCUGAACGGGGUCCCUGUACAGAUUCAAGGCGGUGCGAGCCAACAACAACUUCAGCAACUUUUACAGGGAAAUGCUGCAUUACAAGCUCUAGGCUUACAAACAGCUGGGCCUCUAUCACCAUUGCAGACGAUUCAGAUAGCUGGCACCACGGCAGGUGGUCAACAGACGAUCGUUGCACAACAAUUACAACAAGACCCUAACGAUCCGACGCGGUGGCAAGUUGUCCACGUUCCGCAAACGGUUACACAAGCUCAAGCCACAGCGGCCACACAUGUUGCUGUAUCGCAGGCAGCCACUGCAACGGUGACACCGACGACCGUCACUGUUCAAGCGACGCCCCAACAGCUGCAAGCGGCUGCGGCAACAGUCGCAGCAAACGCAGCAGCUGUCAACGGUGGAGACGCAGCUGCCGCUGCCGCUGGAACGGAAACUGGUCCACAACAGAUCGUUCUCGUAGCGACCGGAAGUGGUGAAGUUGUGACAGCUUCGGCUGCCGCCACGCCGACUGUAGCCACAGCUGGCAACGGCACAACUCCUGCGGCAGCGACAAUUGCUCCUGUUACAUCUGCGACGGGAACUCCGUUGGCGACAGGUGAGAGGCGGUUGCGCCGCGUCGCGUGCACCUGCCCCAACUGUCGAGACGGAGACGGGCACAGGACAAUUCGGCCUAACGGCGAAGGACCCGGUCGGAGACAGCACAUCUGUCACAUCGCAGGCUGCCAUAAAGUUUAUGGCAAGACGUCACACUUGAGAGCCCAUCUCAGGUGGCACGCAGGCGAGCGACCAUUUGUAUGCGACUGGCUGUUUUGUGGAAAGGGUUUUACGCGCUCUGACGAGCUGCAACGACAUAAAAGGACCCAUACAGGCGAAAAGCGUUUCCAAUGUGCUGAAUGUCGCAAGGGUUUCAUGCGAUCAGAUCAUCUCAGCAAACAUCUCAAGACCCACCUUGCGAGCAGAAAUGGCCUUACGUUUGAGGGAGGAGAUUCUGACAUGGAAACCAUUGAUCAUAUGGACGCCAACGGAAACGGCGUUGUCGAGGCGAAUGGCGCAGGAAGUGCGGGCGCCGCCGGCGGACAUACGUCAAUUGUAACGCUCAACGCCGACGGAACCACGGAAACAACGACGGUUCCUGUAGGUCAAGCGGUCCAAGUUGCUGGAAGUGUCACAAUCUCUGGAGCGAUGGGGGUCACUGCGCAUGAUGUAGGUACAGCUGGACCAACGGCGACGAUUAUGCACGUAGUGAAGCACGAGGACGGCCAGCCACUGCAGAUCAGCGACGGGACCCGUAUACAUGAUGUUGUUCAGAUUCGCGCGGAGGACGGGACCACGCAGCUGCAGAUUGUGCAGACGACCGCGGCUUAAAUCAACGUAAUCAACUAUUAAAUAUGUAUAUAUAGACAGCAAACAUCAUGAACCAUUUUUUGAUCACCAAUUGUUCUCUCACCGAAAAACUAUAACAGGUCAUCUCUGAUAUUACACACUGUAGAUAUUCACAUAUCGAUGUUGAAAGGGAACAUCUCGAACUUUCAACUUGAACGCGUUAAUACGCUAACGGGCAUAUGCUUCAUCUUGGACACGAGGAGAAUAAUUAUGCAUCGGUCUGUUCAGUCUUUGGUAUGCAUGGAUCAAUCUCCUGGAAGAAGCGUUACGAUGAUUCAACGGAACCACCCGUCACAUGAGAAUCCUGAGAGACCUGGCUCAGUCCACAUAGAGGAAAUGGCAAUCUGUAAAGAUAGAUGAAACCUCAACACCUGAAAUGCCUAUAGUAUGUACCAGCUUUGGACCGAAAGUGCAGUCCUACCGCGCUCAGAACGGUAGCCACUUUAGCUGAGUAUCAAUUAAUUUAUUAUCAUUAUGGAACGUUUUCUGUAUGUACGUAAAUCUUGUAUUACCUAAAAGAUAUAUUAAGCCCGAACACUGCCACGUGUAUGAUUCAGUAGAAGUGUAUGUAAAUGACUAUCGAUAGGCCUAGGCCGAGAUGUCAUGGUACAAAGUUUGGGUUGGAAUUUUUCGAAUCUGCUGUCCUAAGUUUUCCCUUUCGACGAUGUUGUUGUUUAUCUAGCUGUUGUAUAAUAGGGACGACAAUGUUACGCGCUGAUUAAUCAAUGUACUGGGUACAGAAUUCUCUGCCUAUUUCAUGUAAAGAUGGUACACGGUAUCCGUAACACAAUGAGGUCAGUAAUGGGCCAGACAGUAGAGACUUUUAACGUUUGAGUGGGCCAAGGGACCCUGAAACUUUUGUGUUAACAAUUUUUCUAACCGCGACGUGUAUUCUCAAAUGUAUAUACGUAGUCUCCUUUCUGCUUCGUUGUCACUUUUAAGGAUAACUAGGCCCAGGCUUUCGCUAGCGAGGAACACACCAUCGCUUUAGCAUAUUAAUUCGACAUGCCUCUAUAUCGAUACUGACUUCGUUGGGAAAGUACAUUCAUUGUGUAAAAACUUUUCUAGGACUAGGGAAAAGAUGGAAAAAUUACUACAACCGAAUCCUUUCGAUUGUGAAAUAAACUCAUGAAUUAUUUAUAGAUAAGAUAAGCACAACGUAUCGUUCAGACAGUAUCGAACGACAAAAGCGGCUGUUUCUUAGGGUACGAAAGGCACCAGAUAGUCGGCUAGCAUUAGCUCGAGUGAUAGAUAGUUUUUUGGCAACUACUCGAUGCAGCCUUUACGAAUUCGUAGCAUUUUAUUCGAGGAAAUCUGGAAUAAUCAACUCAACGUACACUUAGCCCCUGUAGUGACAGUGUGUGUCUUCUCUAAACAGCCAUUGUCGUUGUAGGAAGAAUCAGGAAAAAAGUAGGCUUACAAAAUGAAUGGAUUUGGAUUUUUCCAAGGUUUACUGUAACGGCAUUUAAUAAUCACAGAUUUCUGAAAAAGUGGAAACGUUUUGAGGACGCGAAGCGAUAGCUAUCUUUAUGGGUGCAAACUUGCGUGUUCAGCUUUCUGUUUGUUGUUAUGCGAUCAAUGUUGAAGCAUGACAAGCGAAGGAUACAAAUGAAAGAAUUAGACAGGUAAGAUAGCGGAUUUAUUAUUAUAGAUUUUUUCCGACGGACAGUCGCAGCUUUCGAAACAAAAUUAGGUAAACAAGCGCUACAUUUAACAAAGUAAUUAUUAAUUUAAAACGGAUGCGAAGAGAGUGUAUAACAGGCAAUUUGAAGCCCUUAGUCCGAUGAAGACAUAGUCGCUGGCCAUACGUCGGACAGAGCCUGGUUAUGUUAUAUCUCAUAACUAUUUAGCCUUUCAUUUUUAUGAUUAUCUAAAUGCGGUUAUUACCGCUAUUGUUAUUCAUCUAUAUUUAUAUACUAUAUAUAUAUAUAUAUAUAUAUAUAUCUAUAUAGUAUGCAAAAAAGAACAUACGAUGUAAUAAGUUGAAUGUUGUAAAUUGUAUAGUGUAAGAUGUAUAGGAGACGUAUGAUGACUGAAUGUGUCUCUGAAUUGUACAUGACUAUGACGUUUGUUACCUAUAAUGCUACAUAAAAUAUAAUAAGGUUAUUAUUUAUUCUGAGCGGAAAGUCUGCGAUAAAUGAAGAGUGUGACUUUCGAUACAAAUGAAGCUAGAACAAGCAAUCGGUAGUGGUUGUUUUUGUUAAAUACACAUACAUAUAGGUUUCUUUAUUCCUACAAAUUUUUUAGUAGGCAUAUGCCGUGGAUGUUGUAUUGUUUUCAAUUACAGC